AUGCAUCGACAGGAGUCUGUUAGCAGCGGCGGUGGCAAUGCCACGGGUCGUGGUUCUCUCACAACAGCGGAGGUGCUUGACCGUGCUAUGAACCAAUGUAUGCAGCGUGGCCUCUUUGACACUGCGUCAUGGCUUGGGCAACUUGCACUUAACGCUACAGACAGCGUUCUGCGUGACAGCAUUUCAGCGACAUCGCCAGCUGUCGCGGCGUUGCAGGAUCCGCCGCUGACAGGGCGUGCGCACCGUUACCUUGUUGUUGCGCUGAGCCUUAUGCAGAAGAGCGAGUAUAUACGUUGCCAUCAUGAACUCAAUAUUGCUCUAAAGGAAUUUUCUGCAGAAUCAACACCAGUGGAAAGUGAGAAAUGCGCGAGGGAUCACCCACCAAUGCCGCGAGGGAGUGGACGAUCCACACCACUGCCUGCAGCUUCUUCCUCACCUAUGUUGCCACCGCCUCAGCUGCAGUUUUUGUGUCUUUAUUCACUGUACAUGGCUGGGGAAUGCAUUAAAAGUACCAGUAGCAACCCACGGAAGAGCAGUAAUCCACACUUGCGUACACUGCGCGGACGGUUGCUCACUCUGCUUGAACAGCAGAGGCGUUCAUUAUCGUCAUCACCAGCGUCAAUCAAGUCAUCCAUGAAGCCCACACCUCUGUCUUCCGCAUCAAUGGCGGUUGGUGCCCCGGCGUAUGGUGAUCCCUUCUUAUGUUGGCUGCAUGGAGUCGUGCUGCGUGAGCUCGGUAUGAAGCAAGAGAGUGCCACUUACUUUUUGGCAGCCCUCUGCAACCACCCGAUGCUCUGGUGUGCCUGGGAGGAUCUUUGCACCCUCGUCAGCCGCGAAAAUCAGAUUGAAGAGAUUGAAGCAAUUAUUGCUUCACUGGAACCGCGGUUUAUGUCGGAGAUAUUUUUAGCAUCCGCGAAGGCCGCACUGAAUGUUGCCCCCAUGUCGCUUGUUCCACCUUCCUUGUCAACAGCCGCCGCCGCUGCCAUGGCCCAGCGAAGCACAAGCCCUCAUUGCGGUAGUUUACCCCGUCAGACGACGUCAACACUGGAGACUCAAGAACAACAUUAUCGUCCGCAGCACCAUCAACGACGUGGUGAGAGUGGCGUUUCUCCACGAUUGGUGAACUCCUGGGAGGCCCUGCUAGAGCGGUUCCCUAACAAUCUUUUUCUACUUGCCAAUCUUGCUGGCUACUACUACAACGUCAAGAAGGACCUUGAAAAGGCACAGAGUCUGUACAAACGAUUACAUGAGAUGAAUCCAUAUCGUCUUGAAUCCAUGGACGACUACUCUAUUGUACUAUUUCUCCGUGGCGAUCGCAUUGGUUUAAGUAGUCUUGCGCAGCAGGUUUAUCAAAUUGAUCCUUUUCGCGCCGAGAGUAACUAUGUUGUUGGCAACUAUUAUGUCCUGAUGGGCGCACACGAUCGGGGUGUUUUGCAUUUCCGUCGGGCCGUGGCAGCGGAUCCUACAUUUCUUGCCGCAUGGACACUACUUGGCCAUGCGUACCUUGAGACGAAAAACAGUGCAGCUGCAGUGGAGGCUUAUCGCGCCGCUGUUGAUUUGGAUCCGCGUGACUAUCGUGGUUGGUACAACCUUGGACAAAUCUACGAGCUGCUGCAAUUUUACCACCACGCACUCUAUUACUAUUGGCAUACCACAACGCUACGGCCCACGGAUCCUCGCAUGUGGUCUGCAGUGGCAAACUGUCUGGAUCGCGAGGGACGAACUGGAGAGGCGGUGUUGUGUCUUGAGCGUGCUGAGGCGCAUGAAAGUUCUUCUUCGGAUUAUUACCCGCCUCUUGUACAUCGCCUUGGGUUGCAUUAUUUGGGUAUACGACGACUGGAUCGUGCUGUUAUCUACCUCGAGAAACUCGCCCUCUCAGAGGCAAGAAGACGGGAGGAUGUGCUGUUUGCCAUUCCGCAUGUGGUGCCGUACUACCUGCAACAGGCAAGACAACUGCUGGACAUUCCUUCUCGAUCACCCAGUUACGAGCCACAACCGCACCAUUCAACAACCGCAGGAGGAGGGGAUGGGCAGCUACCGCAGACAAUGGCAUCGGCGAUGGGGGCAACCAAUGCCAGCACUGGUGGCAACGUCUACAGAAGCAGCUUGGCCGAUCAGUGGCUCACGGCGGACGCUGCGGCGCGGCGAAACAUUGAGACACGCUGGGAGCAGGCAGCCUUGUGCUUAACAAGUUCUGAGAGGCAUCUGGAGAAUUUCGCGUCCGUGCUGGGCAUUCCAGUGGCCUCGGCGGCGGAUAACGGGGCUCGCAAGUCCACCGAGUACGGUGAUACCGGCGUCAGUGGGAGUGGUGGUGUUGCUGGAGUGACGAUGGAUGAGGGAAGGAGCCAACACACAUUACAGCUUGCCUGCCUAUACCGUGAGCUAAAUAAGAUUCGUCAGUACUUGACAAGUCAGCAGGAACAGGUGGAGACAGCCAUGAGAAUGAGGGGGGGAGGAAACGCAUAG
Trypanosoma cruzi is the source of this 2466-nucleotide messenger RNA. RefSeq lists its product as uncharacterized. The record is from RefSeq and is a predicted model, not a curated record. Bases 1 to 2466 code for a protein of 821 amino acids. Lineage: Eukaryota; Euglenozoa; Kinetoplastea; Trypanosomatida; Trypanosomatidae. The transcript has a single exon. Gene Ontology annotation, cellular component: anaphase-promoting complex. Gene Ontology annotation, molecular function: protein binding. Gene Ontology annotation, biological process: cell division.